AUGAAAGUUGUUUUUCAUAUUGUGAACUACACUAAUCUAUGUAAGCCCACUGUUAGGAUGAACAAGGGAAAGAAGAUUGCUAUUACUCGUCCUUAUGACAAUGUGAAGGAUGUGAAUGACUCCAAAGAUGUUUGGAGUCUUGCUGUCAGGGUCAUGGAUCUUUGGUGUGUUACUGGUAAGUACAGACAGGAGCAGUACUUGGAGAUGGUAAUUGCUGAUAAGGAGAAUGACAUGAUCCAGCUGACUGUUCCAUAUGAGGAACUUGCUAAAUGGAAAGAAAUCUUGAAGGAGAACAAUACUUAUACAAUGCUAAAUUUUAAGGUAUUGAAAAACGAUGUUGCGGUCAAAGCUUCGACUCAUCCUUUCAGACUUGCAGUUUCAGGAGCAACCAUUAUCAAACCAGUUGAUUUUCCUACCAUCCCUUUAGCCUCUUUCAGAUUUAAAGACUUUGGAGAGAUUCUGGCUGGAAACUACAGGAAUGAUCUGCUCAUAGAUGUCAUUGGAGCUUUCCAAGAUAUUACUAAUACAAAUAAAAAGGGAACAAUCAUAAGAUCAGUCACUUUUCUUCUUAAGGAUGCUAGUGGCCUAAUGAUUCAUGCCACACUUUGGGAUGAGUUUGCAAAGCAAUUCUUUGAUGCUUUUAACCAGGCAAAUGGACCUGAAACAAUCUUCAUUGUUCUCAAGCAUGUGAGGGCUAGAGAAGCACAAGGUAUUUAUCCUUUGUGUGUCACCAAUACCUGGUCUGGAACUAAGGUCAUAAUCAAUGCUGAGAUUCCUGAAAUUGCUGAGUUUAAGACUAGAUUUGCAGAACUUCCAAUUGAUGAUGUCAAUGCAAGCCAACAAUUGUCACAACUUACCCAAGGAUCUCAGAUAACUCAACAAGGGGAUAUCAUGAAUAAGGCUCAUUUUCUCACUCUUUCUGAGGUCAAUCAUGUGAUGCAUGAAACCAUUUGUGUAACUAUUGCUGAAAUCAAAAAGAUCAAUGCCAACAAAUAUGGAUGGAUCUAUGAUGGAUGCAAUUUUUGUACUAAAGGUGUGAGGAUGGAUAAUGGCCAACUCAAAUGUAGAGGAAACCAUAUUAAUGAUGAAGCAAAACCCAGGUUUAGGGUUGAGGUUGAAGCUGUUUACAAGAAUGAUAAGGCAAAGUUUUUGUUAUGGGACAAUGAUGUUGCAUCCAUAAUAGGAAUGUCUGCUCAGGAGCUGAAAGAACAGUUGGUUGAGGUUAACAUUUUCCAUUACUUCUAA
This is a messenger RNA of Medicago truncatula (barrel medic), 1245 nucleotides long. RefSeq names its product replication protein A 70 kDa DNA-binding subunit C. Lineage: Eukaryota; Viridiplantae; Streptophyta; Magnoliopsida; Fabales; Fabaceae. The record is from RefSeq and is a predicted model, not a curated record. Bases 1 to 1245 code for a protein of 414 amino acids. The transcript has 8 exons.